AUAUAAGUCCUAUCCCAUCUUGCUAUUCUCACCACAAGCCAGCAAUCAGAGCAUAAAUCAUCAAGAAAAACAAAUAAGCAUCAAAACUUUCGAAACUCAAAUCUCUCCUUUAAUUUUUUUCUUCUCUUUGGAAAUGGAGAAAAGUGAGUCAACAAAGAUUGAUGUUGUGGAAACCAACAAAGAAAGGAAAGGAAAAGCCCCACUUUUGGGAACAGCUCCUGUGGUUGCUGCUGCUGCUGUUCAACAUGCAAAGGGUGGUGCCAAAAGAGGCAUUGCCAUUUUUGACCUCAUUUUAAGAAUUGCAGCUUUUGCUUCUGCAUUAGGUGCAGCUGUUGCUAUGGCAACCACUGAAGAAACUCUUCCUUUCUUCACACAAUUCUUUCAAUUCGAAGCCAGUUACGACGAUCUUCCAACUUUCACGUUUUUUGUGGUAGCAAUGGCAAUAGUUGUUGCCUACCUCGUCCUCUCUGUACCCUUCUCUAUAGUGUGCAUUGUUCGACCCCAUGCAGUUGUACCCCGGCUGCUCCUCAUUAUCUUUGACACGGUGAUUAUUGCAUUGACAACGGGAGCAGCAGGUUCUUCAGCAGCCAUAGUGUACUUGGCUCACAAUGGAAACCAAGAUGCAAAUUGGCUAGCAAUCUGUCAGCAAUUUGGUGAUUUCUGCCAACGGGUCAGUGGAGCUGUGGUGGCUGCCUUUGUCACGGUGGUCAUCUUGAUCUUCUUGGUCGUUCUGUCUGCUUCCGUUAUUCGUAGACACUAAAGAAGAGUUUUUCGCCAUGAAAAAAGUAUUCACUACUACUUACAGCGCCUUCAUUCACCCGUCUUGUUAUUAUAAUCUUUGUAUCUCCUUCAUUUGCUUGUGUAAUUGGAUCACAAAAAAAAAAAAAGGUGCAGUUGGAUGUUACUGUUAAUGUCUUUUGAUUUAAGGUUUGUACUUUGUGUUGCUGUCUUUAGGUUCACAAUAUGAAAGGGGAAAACUGGGGAAGUCUUGUAAAUCACAAUUGGUAAACUCAGAGAAUCUCUAUAUUAUAAAUGCUGUAAUUUUCAUAUUUGACUUUAUGGUACUUUUUCUCCCUA
Messenger RNA from Nicotiana attenuata, 1077 nucleotides. Its product is annotated as casparian strip membrane protein 1. The record is from RefSeq and is a predicted model, not a curated record. The transcript is spliced from 3 exons. Lineage: Eukaryota; Viridiplantae; Streptophyta; Magnoliopsida; Solanales; Solanaceae. Bases 134 to 760 code for a protein of 208 amino acids.